UUCCUCGCCGCUAAGGUUCGAGCGGCGGGGAGAGAGUCAAGAUGGCGGACAAGGCGCCAGGCGGUUCGCAGAAGGCCAGUGGGAAGGCCAGGCUGCCAGAUACUACACGUGCCACUGGAUCGCCAGAGACUCAUCCGCUUUUAGAAAGCAAGCUUAAAGCAUUCAGUAUUGGCAAGAUGAGUGCUGCUAAGAGGACUUUAAGCAAGAAGGAACAAGAAGAAUUGAAAAAGAAGGAGGAUGAGAAGGCAGCAGCAGAAAUUUAUGAAGAAUUCCUUGCUGCAUUUGAAGGAAGUGAUGGUAAUAAAGUAAAGACAUUUGUCAGAGGCGGCGUUGUUAAUGCAUCUAAAGAAGAACAUGAAACUGAUGAAAAACGAGGAAAAAUCUACAAACCUUCGUCACGAUUUGCUGAUCAAAAAAAUCAACAGAAAGAAUCGUCCUCUAAUGAGAGACCUCCAUCACUUCUAAUAAUAGAAACCAAAAAGCCACCUUUAAAGAAGGGGGAAAAAGAAAAGAAAAAGAGCAAUUUGGAGCUUUUUAAAGAAGAAUUGAAACAAAUUCAAGAAGAGCGUGAUGAAAGGCAUAAAACCAAAGGUAGAUUAAGUCGCUUUGAGCCACCACAGUCAGAUUCAGAUGGCCAGCGUCGUUCCAUAGAUGCGCCUUCAAGAAGAAACAGAUCAUCAGUGCUUGAUGACUAUGCUCCAGGUUCACAUGAUGUAGGAGAUCCAAGUACCACAAAUUUGUAUCUUGGAAACAUUAAUCCCCAGAUGAAUGAAGAAAUGCUUUGUCAAGAAUUUGGACGCUUUGGACCUCUAGCAAGUGUCAAAAUUAUGUGGCCAAGAACUGAUGAAGAAAGAGCAAGGGAGAGAAAUUGUGGAUUUGUUGCCUUCAUGAAUAGGAGAGAUGCUGAACGCGCAUUAAAGAAUUUAAAUGGCAAGAUGAUCAUGUCAUUUGAAAUGAAACUAGGCUGGGGCAAAGCUGUUCCUAUUCCUCCACAUCCUAUAUACAUUCCUCCUUCAAUGAUGGAGCAUACUCUUCCACCACCUCCUUCAGGACUGCCCUUUAAUGCUCAGCCCAGAGAGAGAUUGAAGAAUCCUAAUGCUCCAAUGUUGCCACCACCAAAAAACAAAGAGGAGUUUGAGAAGACUCUGUCGCAAGCCAUAGUCAAAGUGGUUAUCCCAACAGAAAGGAAUUUGCUUGCGCUUAUACAUCGAAUGAUAGAAUUUGUGGUGCGUGAAGGACCUAUGUUUGAAGCCAUGAUUAUGAAUAGAGAAAUCAACAAUCCAAUGUUCAGGUUUUUAUUUGAGAACCAGACUCCAGCCCAUGUAUACUACCGGUGGAAGCUGUAUUCAAUUCUUCAGGGGGAUGCCCCGACCAAAUGGAGAACUGAAGACUUCCGUAUGUUUAAAAAUGGCUCAUUUUGGAGACCACCUCCUUUAAAUCCAUAUCUCCAUGGCAUGUCAGAAGAACAAGAGCCCGAAGCUUUUGUAGAGGAGCCUAGCAAGAAGGGGGCACUUAAGGAGGAACAGAGGGACAAGUUAGAGGAAAUCCUGCGUGGGUUAACACCGCGUAAGAAUGAUAUUGGAGAUGCAAUGGUUUUCUGUCUUAAUAAUGCUGAAGCUGCUGAAGAAAUUGUAGACUGCGUUGCCGAGUCACUUUCCAUCUUGAAAACUCCACUUCCUAAAAAGAUUGCAAGAUUAUAUUUGGUUUCUGAUGUAUUGUACAAUUCCUCUGCAAAAGUUGCUAAUGCUUCAUAUUACAGAAAAUUUUUUGAGACAAAGUUAUGCCAGAUAUUCUCUGAUCUGAAUGCUACCUACAGAACCAUACAAGGUCAUUUACAGUCUGAAAACUUUAAGCAACGGGUAAUGACAUGCUUCAGAGCAUGGGAAGACUGGGCGAUUUAUCCAGAACCAUUUUUGAUCAAACUACAGAAUAUUUUCUUGGGGCUUGUAAAUAUUAUUGAAGAAAAGGAAGUAGAGGAAGUACCUGAUGAUCUUGAUGGAGCUCCUAUCAUUGAGGAAGAGCUUGAUGGUGCUCCUCUAGAAGAUGUGGAUGGAAUUCCUAUUGAUGUUGCUCCAAUUGAUGAUCUUGAUGGAGUUCCUAUUAAGUCACUUGAUGAUGACCUUGAUGGUGUACCUUUGGAUUCUACUGAAGAAUCAAAAAAGAAUGAGCCGAUUUUCAAAGUUGCCCCUUCAAAGUGGGAAGCAGUGGAUGAGUCUGCUCUUGAAGCUCAAGCGGUAACAACAUCUAAAUGGGAACUGUUUGACCAGCAUGAAGAAUCAGAAGAGGAAGAAAAUCAGAACCAAGAAGAAGAAAGUGAAGAUGAGGAAGACACUCAGAGUUCUAAAUCAGAAGAGCAUCAUAUGUACUCCAAUCCUAUCAGAGAAGAAAUGUCUGAUUCUAAAUCUUCAAGCAAGUACUCAGAAAUGAGUGAGGAAAAGCGUGCCAAACUCAGAGAGAUUGAGCUGAAGGUCAUGAAAUUUCAAGAUGAACUAGAAUCUGGAAAAAGACCUAAGAAGCAAGGCCAGAGUCUUCAGGAGCAAGUAGAACACUAUCGUGACAAACUGCUCCAGAGAGAGAAGGAAAAAGAAAUUGAGAGAGAAAGGGAGAGGGACAAGAAGGACAAAGAAAAAUCCGACUCUAGAUCCAAAGAGAAGAAAGAAAAAGAGGAAUGUACACCAACAAGGAAAGAAAGGAAAAGGCGACACAGCACAUCACCCAGUCCAUCGCGCAGCAGCGGAAGUCGGCGAGCUAAAUCACCAUCACCGAAAUCAGAACGCUCAGAGCGAUCUGAAAGAUCCCACAAAGAAAGCUCACGUUCUAGGUCUUCUCACAAAGAUUCUCCCAGAGAUGCCAGCAAAAAAGCCAAAAGGUCACCAUCUGGCUCAAGGACACCCAAAAGAUCAAGAAGAUCAAGGUCCAGGUCACCUAAAAAGUCAGGGAAAAAAUCCAGAUCUCAAUCCCGUUCUCCACACAGAUCCCACAAGAAGUCAAAGAAAAGCAAACACUGACAAACUCUUUAAUUUUUAUGAUGCUGUCACUUAACUGGAGAUGCAGUUUUGUUUUUGUGCCUGAACAGUCUGUUUUAAAAAACAAAACAAAAAAAGCAUUCCUAAUUUUUUUUUGUGAAUGCACGUGUAUACUCAUAAGUAACUGCAUUGGUAGACCUGUCAUUGUUUUAUAUUGUACAAAAUACCUUCAUUGUGGCUACUUCCCAAGAUGAGAUUUUGUGUUUAGAAGCGUCAUCUGAAAUGUGUGUAACUGAUCUGCUGGCAGUAGUGAUAAUUUUGUUUUAGAAUGUUGUGAGUUGAGGGGGGAAAAUCACAGUUGUUUCCCUCAUUCCCAUUUUUGUAGCUUUGACAACUCAAAUUAGAUUUCAAAUAAAAUCUGAAAAGAAAAUGUUAAAAGAUUGUGAUUUCUUGCCCCUGACACUAAUCUCCAUAGAAUCCCAAUACCCAAGACUGCAGAUGUAAGCAUCUAACAUAAUUGUGCCCUGUGGUGGUCAGGUUUUUAGAAAGCUCUUCAAGUUACCUCAGAAUUUAUCACAUAAAUAUGUCACUUGAUAUUAUGUUUUAGAUAGGACAGGAGUAUCAUAGGACCAUAACAAUACAUUUUACUUAAUACAAGAACACUGUAGCAGUUUUGCAGUUGAGAUUAUGUGUUUUAGUGUUCAUUCUGUGCUAUAAUUUGACUUUCCGGUCAUAGAUUUUGGGCACACUGAGGAUUCUUACCUUGUGCCUUCCAGAUCCUCUGGCUUCAGGAUCUCACAACCAGAAUAAAUAUACAACAGUUCCUUUCAGGAAGAAUGAGUCUGUGUCUGCCUCUCAGACCAAGGGAUGUGACUGUUUUCUGCAAACAUGAUGAUCACUGUAGUAGUUUUACCUGAGUGCUGUUGUAGAUGCUUGGAUAACAAAAUACACAAUAAAGGGGGAAAUUGAGUUGUAAGGCCCAGAACUCAAACUUUAACUUUUCGUCCAUAUUGUGUUCAGCUUGUCCAUAAAUCUGUCCCAUUUUCUUGGCCCGAUAAAUUUAUGGAGCCAUUUAUAAUAACAGCUUAAUCUAGUUUAGACUAGAUUCUAAAUUUCAUCCAAAUGAAUGUGGUUGUUUUAAUACUGAUUUCUACACAUGGAAAUGCCUGGUCUCUACUAUACAAAUUCUUAAUGCAUGUGGUUCUUUUUUGUGUGUGUCAGAUGUUAAACCUGCAGUUCUUUUCUGAAACAUAUAUCUAUCACAUAGCAAUGUUGCAAAGUAUACAGUUCUUCACUUAAUGUGAAGACUUCCCAGUUGGCAUCUUAGGUGAAAUGCCACAUAUUAAAACGUGUUACUUCUUUUUCAUGAAAACAGUGAAAAUUGAAACCAGUGAAAAUUGAAACUAUUUCCUCUCUCAACAAAUGCUGUCAGAAUGAUCAUAACUUUAAAAAAUAAUGAUGAUGAAUUGUCUUUAUAAAGUGGGUUUUAUUCUGGAAGGUGACAUUGUAAAUGCAUUUUUGUAUUAAAUUCAUCCUUUGGCUGUGAAAAUUGUUUUAAAAAAGAGUAGCAGAAAUAAGAUUUUUUAACUUGUAUCUUUUUCUAAUAUACUUGUACUCCCCACCCUGCUUUUCCUCCCUCAUUUUAGAUGCCAUUAUUUUGUUUUAAACAAGCUUUUCUCUUUUGGCAUUGAUAUAACAUAGCACCUCCUCUUGAUCACUUUUUUUCCGUGAAAGAAACCUCAUAAAGUUCAAUGUUUGUUUCCUGGAGGAGUGGGCAGAUUGUAAUAAAAAUGCAGAGUUUAAAGGGA
Messenger RNA from Pogona vitticeps (central bearded dragon), 4774 nucleotides. It is a transcript of the gene U2SURP, whose product is annotated as U2 snRNP associated SURP domain containing. The record is from RefSeq and is a predicted model, not a curated record. Gene Ontology annotation, biological process: RNA processing. Gene Ontology annotation, molecular function: RNA binding. Gene Ontology annotation, cellular component: nucleus. NCBI's taxonomy places the organism in Eukaryota, Metazoa, Chordata, Lepidosauria, Squamata, Agamidae.